GCCACCAAGCCCAGUACAUCUUGGAUCGGCAGAACUGAGCCCGAGCCACCAUGACCGAGCGCCGAGUGCCGUUCUCCCUCCUGCGGAGUCCCAGCUGGGAUCCUUUCCGGGACUGGUACCCCGCUCACAGCCGGCUUUUCGAUCAGGCCUUCGGCUUGCCCCGGCUGCCCGAGGAGUGGGCGCAGUGGUUCGGGGCCAGCGGCUGGCCGGGCUACGUUCGCCCGCUGCCCGCCGCCGAGGGCCCCGCGGCCGUGACCGUGGCCGCGCCCGUCUACAGCCGCGCGCUCGGCCGCCAGCUCAGCAGCGGCGUCUCGGAGAUCCGGCAGACGGCUGACCGCUGGCGCGUGUCCCUGGACGUCAACCACUUCGCUCCCGAGGAGCUGACGGUCAAGACCAAGGACGGGGUGGUGGAGAUCACCGGCAAGCAUGAAGAGAGACAGGACGAGCAUGGCUACAUCUCUCGGUGCUUCACCCGCAAAUACACGUUGCCUCCUGGUGUGGACCCCACCCUGGUCUCCUCCUCUCUGUCCCCUGAGGGGACACUCACAGUGGAGGCGCCAAUGCCCAAGCCAGCCACACAAUCAGCAGAGAUCACCAUCCCUGUCACAUUCGAGGCCCGCGCCCAGAUUGGGGGCCCCGAAACUGGGAAGUCAGAACAAUCUGCAGCUCAGUAGAGGUCAUCGCCCUGCUACCUAUCCCAAGUCGCUGUCACUGGCCACUCCCUCUGCUAGUCUGGAUGCUCUUUUGAUACAUGUAUCUUCUGUUUUUCUCAAAUAAAGUUUCAAGCAAUUGCA
This is a messenger RNA of Castor canadensis (American beaver), 794 nucleotides long. RefSeq names its product heat shock protein family B (small) member 1 (gene Hspb1). Gene Ontology annotation, cellular component: nucleus; cytoplasm. The record is from RefSeq and is a predicted model, not a curated record. Gene Ontology annotation, biological process: protein refolding; negative regulation of apoptotic process; response to heat. NCBI's taxonomy places the organism in Eukaryota, Metazoa, Chordata, Mammalia, Rodentia, Castoridae.